Saccostrea cuccullata (small rock oyster) is the source of this 1154-nucleotide messenger RNA. RefSeq names its product NCK-interacting protein with SH3 domain-like. Bases 11 to 385 code for a protein of 124 amino acids. The record is from RefSeq and is a predicted model, not a curated record. Gene Ontology annotation, biological process: endocytosis. The transcript is spliced from 2 exons. Gene Ontology annotation, molecular function: Arp2/3 complex binding. NCBI's taxonomy places the organism in Eukaryota, Metazoa, Mollusca, Bivalvia, Ostreida, Ostreidae.
UCCAGUGAAGAUGUUUGAUCACCUGACCUACCCUGUCCAAUCACAGGUCAAGUUUAUGAUUGACAUGUACAGCCAGCCAGGCACCGCCUCCCUUCUGUAUGUUAAUGACGCCAAAGUCCUGAUAGACAUCCUAAUACGAUUCCUUACUGACCUACAACCAGGAGACAAACUCCGGUCUUCAAUUCUCAUUCUGUUGAAACUCCUUGUGAAGAACUCAGAUUACUUUGAGCACCAGCACAAACUGAGUGAACUGCAGGAGUGUUUGAUGACAAUCAGGAAGGAGGAAGAGGAAGCCACAGAUCAGGACAGGAAGGAAGUAGAAGUUAUCCUGGAGGAAUUAAAUAAACACAUGGGGGACAAAGGGAGAGUGAAAGUAGAACACUGAAGGAAGGAAGGGAAAAUUGCAUUGUGGGAUAAAGAACCUUACAGGAACAAAGUGAUAGCCAUGGCAGUAUGCUGUCAACUUUUCCAUAUGCAGUAGGAAAUUAGAAAAGGAAAAGGGAAGUUACUGUACUUACUCAACAUUAGUUUAUUUAAACACCAUGGUUGUAUUCACAAGUUAUAGCAUUUCCUUUAUAUAGCUGUAUUAAUCUGUAUAAACCUGUACAAAUUCAGCUUUCAAGGGUGCACAAGUUUUAUUUUGUUUUUCACAGAGUGAAAAUGUUUGAUGUUGUUAAGUUCAUACUGUGUUUGAAUAGUAGAUUUCUAUGUUAGUUGUAAAUGUAUUUGCUAUGUAACUUAUUAUGAUAUAUGUGCCAUAUUACUUUGAUGUAUGUAUACCCCUUACCCAUUUGAAACAAAUUUCUUAUUUUUGGUCAUUAUAAAUGUCCAAAAGUUGUGUUGUAAACUUAAACUUUUAGUUUUCUUACUGUAUUCAAAAAAGCUUGACAUUUGUAAAAAAUGAACACCUACCAAAGAAAAUAAUCAUUAUUGCUACAUUUACAAUGUGUCCAGCUUUUAUCAUACAUGUAAUGAUACUCCUGCAUUAUAUUUCUGUGAUGUUUCAUACAAUUAGGCAUAUACGCAAGAAUGAUAUUUUCAUGAGCACAUUGUCUCGCAUAAUAACACAAAAUUCUUGAAAAUUAAAAGUGAUUUACAGUACAUAUAAAUUAUACAUAACUUUCAGUAAGAUAGUCAAUACACAGACGGUAUAG